Molecule: messenger RNA, 1305 nt
Organism: Xiphias gladius (swordfish)
Lineage: Eukaryota; Metazoa; Chordata; Actinopteri; Istiophoriformes; Xiphiidae
Product: protein mono-ADP-ribosyltransferase PARP11
Exons: 7
Coding region: 118-1044 (308 amino acids)
Molecular function (GO): NAD+ poly-ADP-ribosyltransferase activity
Source: RefSeq, a predicted model, not a curated record
GUGAGAUACACUUCUGUCAACUGCCUCAGCAAAUCAGAGAGAUUAAGGUCAGUUUUAAAACUUCUUUGUUCGGCUUUUGUCGUGACAUAAUCUAUUUAAUUUCUGUCUCUUAGGACAAUGUGGGGCAAUGAAGAGGUGGAAUACAUGGACACAUCUGACAGCCCAUGGUGCUGGUAUUACCUAGCAGACUGUGGAAGGUGGCACAAAUGUGAGGAGGACCCCAUUAACCCCCUUCAGAGUGAGGAUAUUGAAAAAUAUUACCUAAGAAACUCAGAGGCAGCUUUAAAUACAUCUUCAUCUAGCUGUCACAGCAAGAUUGAUUUCUCCGCAAUGUUGCAAACAGACCUCGCCACAGGAAGGCAAAGAAGAAUCCAACGGAGCUACAGCAUUGAGAGAAGUUGCUCCUGCUUCAGUGCUGCUCCAGUCUUUUGGGAAAAGGUUGAUCCUACAUGUCCAUAUCAGUUAAUCCCUCUGAGUGAACUCACCCUUGAGUAUAAAACUGUGGCAGAUUAUGUAAAGAACGAUGGGCUUUUGGACAGAUCCAUUAUGUCAAUCUGCAGGAUACAGAAUUUGGACCUAUGGGAAAUGUAUUGUAGGAAAAAGAAGCAGUUAAUGAGGAUUCAAGGUGUCACAGAGAUUCAAGAGAGAAGACUCUUUCAUGGGACUGACAUCAGAAAUGUCGACAGCAUUUGCAAGUAUAACUUUGACCAACGGUUAGCCGGACAAAAUGGCCACGUAUUUGGCAAAGGAGUAUAUUUUGCAAGAUACGCAACAUACGCGGACAAAUAUAGCAUGAGCAGCACGGAUCCAUUGCCAUUGUAUGGUGGGGUAACAGGAAGUGCCCUCGGACCCACUAAAAUUCUUUUUUUGGCUCGGGUGAUGAUCGGAAAAUCAACUGUUGGACAAUCUCAUUUCCAAAAGCCUGAUCAUGGAAGGUCUGAAAACUCUCACAACAGCUGCGUGGAUGAUACCGAGCAUCCAAAUAUUUUUGUCAUUUUUGAUCCCAAUCAAAUAUAUCCAGAGUAUUUGAUUCAGUACAGUUGAGGUCAAGGCAACUGUCACGGCAUUUUUACUACUUCAAAAAAAACAAAAAAAACAAAACUGUUAUAUGGAGUUUAUAAAGAUUUCUAGAACAGUCUUAAGAAAAAACCGAGGAAUAUUGAAAAUAAGAUCAGUACUGUAUAUAAAAUGGAUUAUUACAGGCUGACUUUUAUCACAUUUGUUUACAAAGAUUUAUACUUGAUCUCAAAACAGAAGAGGUUAAUAAAUAGUUCCUGGCACGAAGCAAACCAAAGUCUACAUGCC